AUGAUCGCUUCGUUACUUGCAUUUGCCCUUUACGGCCUCGCAGCCUUACCUAGUGUCUCAGCUGGCGCUAACACGCCCUACUGUUCGGUCCUCGAGAGGACCAGAUCUACACUCGAGUGCCGCCCGCUGCCAAAUGACUUUCUUCAAGUGCGAGGCGCUUCCACUUUCGCUUCUGCUUCUGCUUUUGCCUCUGCCUCUGCAUCGUCGCGCUCAACCCCCGACGUCACUAUUCUGCAAGACACCUUCAAGGCCCUCGCCGACUUGCAAAAUGACUAUUUUAAACAGGCUCAUAAAACUUGGCCAGAUGCCAUUGAUUGGACUGCUGCCGUCAUCCAAACUAUUGUCUCGAGCACCAUGUCGACUCUGACCCAGUCUCUGGACGCUGCUGUACCAGGUCAAAACUGGAAGCAAAAAGAGAAUCUUCUUUCCUUUUUGCAUGAGCAAAUUGUCAGCUCAUUCUUUGGUCAACGGGCAAAUGAGAUUCUUACACAGGCGUAUGAUGAUGUGCUUUGGGUAGUUCUUGGCUGGAUAGAGGCUAUCAAGUUUCGUCGUCUUCAUGAGGACUUGCACUAUCCUGAAGGGGGAUUUAGUGACAAGUCUAUCCCAGAGGAUAUCACGCAAGCUGUGAAAACCAUGGCUUGGCACGGUCAGUUCUGGGUUGACACUUUUGCGCAUCGCGCCAACGACUUUUGGGCCUAUUCAACCACUGGCUGGGAUACCAAGUUUUGCCAAGGUGGCAUGAAUUGGAACCCGCGCCUCGAGAUGUACAAGAAUGCCAUUACCAAUGAGCUGUACAUUGCUGGCUCCAUUGCCAUGUACCAGCACUUUCCGGGCGAUCGCCUCAAUGGCACUGGCUCGCGUGACCCUCGUCAUCUUCAGGCAGCAAAAGACGGCUACCAGUGGUUGAUGAACGUCAACAUGACAAAUAGCCAGGGUUUGUUUGUUGACGGCUUCCAUAUCAACCGCAACAUCCCAGGCAACACCAAAUGCGAUCAGCGCGAUGAAAUGGUCUACACGUACAAUCAAGGCGUCAUUCUAACAGGAAACCGUGGGCUUUUCAGCGUCACCGGUGACCCCUCCUACGUUGAGGAUGGCCAUAGGUUUGUCAGGUCUGUCAUCGCCGCCACUGGCUGGGACUUGCAGAGGGGAAAGCCUGUUGAUGGUCUGAGGGGCGAGCAACUUCCCCCAUGGCAUGGGCUUGGCCGCUACGGGUAUCUGGAGGAUCAAUGCGAUGCUUCCGCUACAUGCUCGCAAGAUUCGCAGACGUUCAAGGGCAUCUACUUUCACCACCUGACAGCAUUCUGCAGACCCCUUGAGUUGACGCAUGGUAAGACCGAGGUCAACGAACAAGCUUUCGUGCAAGUGCGACAUGCACACGCCGCUUCAUGUCGCAGAUACAUCAACUGGAUUAAACACAACGCCGAUGCAGCACUGAAGACGCGAGAUGGCAACGGUCACUUUGGCAUGUGGUGGGGAGCCAACGUGUUCAUGGUGAAUGCGGCGCGCUCGGCUGACGGCAUUGACCAUUUUGCCGCCAACAAGACGGAUUACCGUAACGAAGGUACACCACGAAACCAGCUCUGGGGCGUCGAUGAUGGGUUUGUUCCUGGUGGCGGCAAUGCCACGACAAAUGUCGGUACACAGUUUUCGGCGGGUUCCAGUGAUCCCAACAGUCGCGGUCGCGGUCGCACAGUCGAGACUCAAGCUGGGGGGUUAGCCCUGCUGCGGGCUUAUUGGGAAAUCUCUCAGUCUUCAUAG
Molecule: messenger RNA, 1758 nt
Organism: Beauveria bassiana ARSEF 2860
Lineage: Eukaryota; Fungi; Ascomycota; Sordariomycetes; Hypocreales; Cordycipitaceae
Product: glycosyl hydrolase
Exons: 2
Coding region: 1-1758 (585 amino acids)
Biological process (GO): carbohydrate metabolic process
Source: RefSeq, a predicted model, not a curated record